Glycine soja is the source of this 1167-nucleotide messenger RNA. RefSeq lists its product as uncharacterized. The transcript has 2 exons. Gene Ontology annotation, molecular function: nucleic acid binding; RNA-DNA hybrid ribonuclease activity. The record is from RefSeq and is a predicted model, not a curated record. The coding region runs from base 1 to 1167 and encodes 388 amino acids. Lineage: Eukaryota; Viridiplantae; Streptophyta; Magnoliopsida; Fabales; Fabaceae.
AUGACUGCGUUGGAUGAGUCAAUGGGGCGUGUGCUGGGACAGCAUGAUGAGUCCAGAAAAGGGAAACGGGCCAUCUACUACUUAAGCAAGAAGUUCACAGCGUGUAAAAUGAACUACUCUUUGCUCGAGAGGACAUGUUGUGCCUUGGUGUGGGCAGCUCACCUUCUAAGGCAGUACAUGUUGAACAACACCACUUGGUUGGUGUCCAAAAUGGAUCUAGUCAAGUACAUCUUUGAAAAACCCACUCUCACUGGAUGGAUCACUCGGUGGCAGGUUCUACUAUCGGAAUUUGACAUUGUUUAUGUCACUCAAAAGGCGAUAAAGGGGAGCGCCUUGGCAUAUUACCUGGCUCAACAACCCAUCAACGACUACCAGCCUAUGCAUCCAGAAUUCCCUAAUGAAGACAUCAUGACCUUGUUUGGGGAGGAAGUAAAGGAUGAAGAUAGGGACAAAUGGAUUGUGUGGUUUGACGGUGUGUCUAAUGCACUAGGCAAUGGAGUUACGACAGUUUUGGUUUCCUCGACGACAAUAAACUUCAAGGUGAAGUUGCUCAAGGUAUAUGGGGACUCAACCUUGGUAAUCCACCAGUUGAGAGGGGAAUGGGAGACCAGGGAUCAUAAGUUGGUACCCUACCAGGCCUACAUCAAGAAUUUGAUAGAAUUCUUUGAUGACAUAUCCUUUCAUCACAUUCCUAGAGAGGAGAAUCAGAUGGUCGAUGCCCUUGCCACUUUAGCGUCCAUGUUUCAGCUAACCCCAUAUCGAGAUUUGCCAUACAUUGAGUUCAGAUGUUGUGGCAAGCCUACACAUUACUGCUUACUAGAAGAAGAAAAGGACGGUAAACCUUGGUACUUCCAUAUCAAACGAUACAUCAAAGACAAGGAGUACCCGCAGGAGGCCUCUGACAACGACAAGAGAACGUUACAAAGGUUGACAGCCGAUUUAUUCCUGAGCGGAAAUAUCCUGUACAAGAGGAACCAUGACAUGGUGUUGCUUCGAUGUGUGGAUGUUAGGGAGGCUGAGCAGAUGCUGGUAGAGGUGCAUGAAGGAUCCUUUGGAACACAUGCCAAUGGACAUGCCAUGGCCCGAAAGAUUCUGAGAGCAGGGUAUUACUGGCUCACUAUGCAGAACGAUUGUUGCAUCCAUGUAAGGAAAUGCCACAAGUGCUAG